This is a messenger RNA of Phodopus roborovskii (desert hamster), 785 nucleotides long. RefSeq lists its product as uncharacterized. Gene Ontology annotation, biological process: positive regulation of cytosolic calcium ion concentration. The transcript is spliced from 2 exons. Bases 91 to 576 code for a protein of 161 amino acids. NCBI's taxonomy places the organism in Eukaryota, Metazoa, Chordata, Mammalia, Rodentia, Cricetidae. The record is from RefSeq and is a predicted model, not a curated record. Gene Ontology annotation, cellular component: sperm midpiece.
CAAGUUCAAAAGCAACAGAGCUCAAAGAGGCCUGCAGAUAGCUCAGAGUUGACCUCUCACAGCUGCUACCAAAGCCCAGGAAGGUCCAGGAUGAACAGCUUCCUCCUCGUCAUCACCGUCAGUCUCCUGAUUGCAGUUCAGAUACAAACAGGAGUCUUGGGAAACAAUGGUACCGAUUUGGACCCCACUACUCCUGCUCGUCCUGUCGCCGCCGCCACCACCACCACCUCCGGCUCGGGCUCCGGCUCGGGCUCCGGCUCAGGCUCCGGCUCCGGCUCAGGCUCGGGCUCGGGCUCGGGCUCCAGCUCCGGCUCAGGCUCCGGCUCGGGCUCCGGCUCUGGCUCCAGCUCCGGCUCCGGCUCCGGCUCCGGCUCCGGCUCCGGCUCCGGCUCCGGCUCUGGCUCUGGCUCCAGCUCCAGCUCCGGCUCCAGCUCCGGCUCUGGCUCCAGCGGCACCACCACCAAAACAAGCAUUGGGAAACCCGUGAAGAGUGGAGUCUCAUCACUCAUUGAUAUGGGUGCCUGCAGUUUCUUCUUCUUUGCAAACACCUUAAUGGGCCUCUUCUACCUUGGCUGAGGUGAUGUCACUUUUAUAGCCCUAUGCUCCUCAGACAGCUGCCACCAUCAGUAGCAAGACACCCCAACUCAGUCCUUGGAAACGGUUGACACCAGAGAUCCCAGGAAGUUAAAAUUGACAGCCAGUGGCCAAAAUGGGGAGGUGCUGAUGGAAGGGGGCAAGUGACACCCAGCUGGGGCUCAAUAAAGUUAUACUUAUGCUUAGAUGGG